Molecule: messenger RNA, 1557 nt
Organism: Peronospora belbahrii
Lineage: Eukaryota; Oomycota; Peronosporomycetes; Peronosporales; Peronosporaceae
Source: the annotation of a GenBank genome assembly
AUGACCAUCAGCAGCUUGGACAUUCGUCCAAUCAUCCGCACGCACUUCGACUUGCGCGAUGAAACGAACGGUCUGCACCUGGUGCCGCCAUCGUCUGCUGAUCGAUCAUCACUUAAAUCAUGGCGUAAUAUACCGAGUCCAUUGAGUAGCCAUUGUUUGCUUGAGAAUCAGUCGGAGUACGACGGCAUUGAGGUGCAGACGAAAAAGCAGAGCAAGACCAAGGCACGCACUAUUAACCACAUCACACUUGGCUUUAUCGCUUACUUUGCAGUAGCAGCAGGACCUUUUGGUGUUGAAGAUGCAGUACGAGCUGCAGGACCUUAUCCGGUACUUCUGGCUGUGGUCUUGCUUCCGUUUACGUGGGGCUUGCCACAAGCCUUGAUGACUGCAGAACUCAGCACAAUGAUUGAUGAGAACGGUGGCUACAUUGUGUGGGUGCGACGUGGACUGGGCGAGUACGCUGGCUGGGUGAAUGCCUUCAACUGCAUUGCCAGCAAUGUCUGCGACUUGCCAACAUACCCUGUUUUAUUUUGCAGCUACAUUGAAGCGUUUCUGGCGUCUGGCUAUGGCUACACACUGUCGGGAGUAGAAAAAUGGCUGGUGAAAUGUUUAGCACUGCUACUUGUCUUCGUCUCAAAUGCUGUCGGUAUGCGCGCAGUAGCCAUGGCCUCAGUGCUCAUGUCCAUUUUUGUGCUCGCGCCUUUCAUUUUGGAGCCUCUUUCAGUCGAGACGUUUAACCUUGCAACGUGGGGUAGUGUUGCACCGGAAAUUGAGUGGUCGUUGUUCCUCUCGACUAUUUUGUGGAAUUAUCAAGGUUGGGAUUCUCUUGGAUGCGUUGCUGGUGAAGUUAAGGACGGCGGCAGGACUUAUCCGAUUGCCAUUGUAAUUGCAAUGGUACUGAUUACCAUGAACUACGCCGUCCCUGUCGCUGUAGGCAUUAUGGUGCAAUCUGAUUUUUCCCAGUGGAGUGAAGGUUCUUUGGAAACCAUUGCAAUGACAGUUGCUCCAUGGUUGGGUGUGUGGGUAGGUAUUGCUGCAGUUAUUGCAACUCUUGGAGAGUUCAAUGUCGUGAUGGCUUGCACCUCGCGUGCAUUGUGGGCAACAGCAGAUUACAAGAUGCUGCCCUCCUUUGUCGCGAUCGAGUGGGAGCGUUUUGGGACGCCAAUUGCGGCCGUGAUUCUUCAAACGUUGACAACAGGCGUGCUUAUGAAUUUCUCCUUUGAGAUUCUGGUGGUACUUGACACUUUUUUCAACAAUCUCACUCUCCUGUUGGAAUUUUUUGCAUUCUUACGGCUCAAAUACGUUGAGAAAGACUCGGAGCGUCCGUUUGUGGUACCAUUUGGUAAUGUUGGUGCCUGGUCGAUUACGCUGCCUAAGAUCAUGGUACUAUCAGGUGUAUUACUUGCUCAAAAGCGUAGUAUUUGGAUGAUAUGCGGUCUCUUUAACGUGACUGUAUCAAGUACUUAUCUUGUAUGGCGUCAUUUUCAACCAUCACAUCAAGUUCCACGUGUAUCAUCCACUAUUACUACUGGUUAUGGAACAGAUCACUUGUCAUAG